Brenthis ino (lesser marbled fritillary) is the source of this 264-nucleotide messenger RNA. The record is from the annotation of a GenBank genome assembly. NCBI's taxonomy places the organism in Eukaryota, Metazoa, Arthropoda, Insecta, Lepidoptera, Nymphalidae.
AUGAAGGGGAAGAUUAUGUUGAUAGCGUUAUUGGCGCUUUUGAGUAUUACCUAUAGCAUUGAGGUAGGGACGAUCCGAUGUGGACCAUACAUGUGCCGCAGUAACCAAUCGUGUGUGAAUCGACGCUGCGUCAAUCCUUGUGAUGCAGAACCCUGUGGCGAUAAUGCUAAUUGUGAUGUCCUUCGUCAUCUUCCAGAAUGUACAUGUCGUCCUCUGUACACCGGAAAUCCUUACGUGUCAUGUAGACUCAUUGAAUUUGAUGAA